AUGUCUAACUUGCAGUUUCUGGAGCUGCCCAAGGGAGCUGUCGUCUCUAUAACAAAAGUUACUGCUGGUAUAUGGUACUGGAAAGAUGAUACGCGGACGCUGGAAUUUUCAUGUGCCUAUCCUAAGGAUGAUGCUAAGGAACAAAAGGAGAAAAGUAAAAAAGGCAGCAAGGUUAUCCAUUUCCAGGAUGUUCCAUCAAAACCAAUGGAAAGACAAGGUCCUAUUUUUUUCCGAGAUAUAUAUCCUACACAAAACCCUUCCCAAGAUGAAAAGGUAUCCCGGUCACUGAAGCGAGGACAAAAUGAACUGGUUGCUUUAGAAGAUGUUAAAUAUGCUGCAAUAUUUCUGGCACAGGAGGAGGAAUCUUAUCACGCCCCAACUUUCUCUGCCGUUAUGAGGUGUAAGCAGCUGGAUGAUUUCCUCAUGGCUCUGUUAUAUUACAUCUCUUUCUAUCUGGAAAAACUAGCCCUGGAAAUGAAACCCAGAUCAUUCAUGGGAAAGCCGAGUGCCAAGGAAAAAAAAGAAAUUAGGCAGAACCAAAUCCAUCUGGCCGUGACCAAAAAGCAUCUCGCCGAGCGGUACUGCAUCCUCAUCCUAGGCCUAGGGAUGGCUGAUCAGCAUCACAUGGCUUGUGGCAAGAGAAAAAUAUCAGCCGCACAGAAAGACAGGGAGUUCUUUGAGUGUUUGUACAACUUUGCUGCCUACGUGGCUUUUGUGACCUUCAGGCAGAAGAACCUCAAGGAAAUCCAGCAGGAAGUGGGCAGACUGCUCCGCUCAAACAUGUUCAACCCGGCUCUGAGAGACAGAACAAAAUCCAAGGAAAUUAUAAAAACGGAUGUUACCAAGGAAAUUAAGAAAGUCCCUUUCCCUUAUCGCAAGAAGACAGACCCCAGGCAACCUGCUAUAAGGAGUGUCAUGGAUCAGCGGUCACCUGUGCUUAGUACUUUGCUGCCUAUGGCAAAAGAUAGCGCCCAGUACCUUUUCCAGGACCAUUAUCUCCGUCCUGGCAAAAGCCCCCCAAGUUAUGCCCCUGAAGAGCUACCAGAGUUGUCCACCAUUGUGUCAUCAACAAAUAUCGGCAUUAUUGGAUGUCCACGCAACAGGUUCAUCCCACACACGCUCCUGCCUAUUUGCACCCAAGAGGAGGAGGAGAAAGAGGAGAUGGAGAGUGUCCUCACCAAGACCAGUGUCACUUCCCUGUUUUCCCGGGAAUUGAGUGGCUCCUCGAGGCCUGUUCAGCACAGUGGAAGCCGGGCGUCUGUGUCGCUUUCGAGGCCAACCACUGAAGGCGACUACACUGAGGACCCCCUGUAACAUACUCUAGUGUUAAGGCUAAGUGUUCCCAUGUGUUAAAUAAAUCUUUUUGAAGCUUCUGUAGAUCUGCUGUUGAAUUUUAUCCAUCCUUACCCAAGCCAGACGGAAAAGUAAGCCAAGGUAAAGGUUUCCCCUUGUUCAAUUUUGGGGGGUGGUGCUCAUCUCCAUUUCUAUGCCGAAGAGCCAUAGAUGCCUCCAAGGUCAC
Molecule: messenger RNA, 1519 nt
Organism: Anolis sagrei ordinatus
Lineage: Eukaryota; Metazoa; Chordata; Lepidosauria; Squamata; Anolidae
Gene: PPP1R36
Product: protein phosphatase 1 regulatory subunit 36
Biological process (GO): negative regulation of phosphatase activity
Molecular function (GO): phosphatase binding
Source: RefSeq, a predicted model, not a curated record